CACGUGGUCACUGCUGGGCGACUGAAGAUAUGACACGUGUGAUUAUGACAUAUAACACAGUAAUGCAAUUCCUUUGAUGCAAAAUGCUGACCAGAAACAAUGUUUGACAAAUGAAACGUGUGGCGUGUGCAAAGGGAAAUUCACAAUAAUCUACAAUAGACCAAAAACGCGUGGCAGACAGCGACAAUGAACCUUCCGUCGUCGACUUCGGUGACGUCAACUUCGGAUUCGGCCGAUGCGGCGGCUUAUUACCCGGAGAUAUGCGACCGUUGCGGCAGCCGAGAUUCCUGGGUCAUACACCCGGCACGUUUACGUUGCGUCCUCAGCUUCUACUGCACGCACUGCCUCCUACGCGAACACCCGACGUCGUUUUGCCCCUCCUGCUUCGCCUUCUACGAUUCUUCUCCGCCGCACCAUUCUCGCCGCGUCUCCUGCUUCGACUGCGGCUCCUACACUCACAUCCACUGCGCCGGCGACGACGCGGUAUCCCCUCCUUACCGCUGCCCUCCUUGCCGUGACCCUGACUCAUUCUCCUUCUUCCGCCCUAUUAUCGACGCCAACGGCGUUCGAUGCAUCGAUAAAUCUCUCUCGGCUGCAUUUUUAUGCGCCGCCAAGAUCUCCGCGUCUUCCAUGAACAAAGCCGUUAACUUCGCUAGAUGCGAAGCUGAGCGGAAAGGAAAAGACGCUGCCGUGGCUAAAAAGAGAGCACGCGAGGCUCUAGAUGACGUCAUCAAGCUCGACAAGAAGGCGAAGUCGGACGUUCGCGCGAAUCGAGAUCAGAAACCAAACAUGAGCCCUGCUGCAUCCGCCAAUUCGGAUCAGCUCAAGAAACAGAACCCUUCGGUUCAGUUAGCUAAAGUUAAGAACGAACGUUGAUGUUUCGUCUGAACGAGAGAGACGAGUAUGAUAACUAAGAAGCAUUUUGUCUUCUUGAUGAAAUAAGCUUCAAGCUUAGAUUGAUUAUGCCGGUCAUCUCCUUUAUUUUUGGGGUCUUUUACUGACUAUGGACACCCACAUGCGUCAGUUGAAUAUCUUAAGCUCUAUUUCCUCUGUUUUAUAAUAUAAAGUUGUUUUAGAAGAAUUUUACAUUUCAAUGGAUUGUGUAACUUUUUUUUUAUUAGUUAAAUUACAUCUAU
Raphanus sativus (radish) is the source of this 1136-nucleotide messenger RNA. RefSeq lists its product as uncharacterized. Lineage: Eukaryota; Viridiplantae; Streptophyta; Magnoliopsida; Brassicales; Brassicaceae. The transcript is spliced from 3 exons. The record is from RefSeq and is a predicted model, not a curated record. The coding region runs from base 187 to 876 and encodes 229 amino acids.